CAUCGGUGGCCAAAGAUCUCACAAGACUUGAAGAGAUUGAGGUAAAAAGGUGUAAGGAGUUGGUAGAAAUAGUUGGGAAGGAGAAGAAGGGAGGAGAAGGAGAAGGAAUAAUAACACAACACGUUCUGCUUCCUCGUCUCACCACAUUGACGCUAGAACAAUUGCCACGCCUCAAAUACUCUAUCCACCCCACCAAACAACAGAGUGACUAA
Sphenostylis stenocarpa is the source of this 212-nucleotide messenger RNA. The record is from the annotation of a GenBank genome assembly. Lineage: Eukaryota; Viridiplantae; Streptophyta; Magnoliopsida; Fabales; Fabaceae.